AUGUGGGAAAUUUAUGGGAAGGAAAUCCCAGAUAUGCAAGUGAAAAGGAUUGAGAAGUUGGAAUUGCUGGAUGAGAAGAUCUUACUUUCGCAGCUACUUGAACACUACUGCUUUGUUAUUGCUUCAAAAAAUGCUCAUACUCUUGACUUCGAAUGGACAAAAUGA
This is a messenger RNA of Loa loa (African eye worm), 165 nucleotides long. RefSeq lists its product as hypothetical. The transcript has 2 exons. Bases 1 to 165 code for a protein of 54 amino acids. Lineage: Eukaryota; Metazoa; Nematoda; Chromadorea; Rhabditida; Onchocercidae. The record is from RefSeq and is a predicted model, not a curated record.